Molecule: messenger RNA, 2085 nt
Organism: Eriocheir sinensis (Chinese mitten crab)
Lineage: Eukaryota; Metazoa; Arthropoda; Malacostraca; Decapoda; Varunidae
Product: ankyrin homolog
Exons: 1
Coding region: 252-1826 (524 amino acids)
Molecular function (GO): protein binding
Source: RefSeq, a predicted model, not a curated record
GAGGUGGUGAUGAGGGCUGGGCGGCGGGCACAGGUGGGGGCGGGUAUAUAUAGCAGCAGCGGGCACAGCAGCAGCAGGAGGGGCGGCGGGCGUUGGCAGUGCACCGCGGCGGGUGGCGGGCGUCGCGGCGGUGGUGGCGGUGUGUCGGGUGUGUGCCUCGUGGUAUACUUACUUGUGCUGCGUGGAGGUGCGGUGAGCUGUGCAACAAAGGUUCGGUGCCGCGGCUGUGGCCACCGUGGCCCACCGGCGCCAUGCUGCCCCUUGGUCCCUCCCUCAGGAGGAGUCUGCCGGGGCCGCCGCAGGAGGCCGGCCCCGAGGGUGACGAGGCCUCGCGCCUGGCCCGCGCCUUCGUGACCUGCGACGAGGCGGCGGUGCAGGCGUGGCUGGGGCGCGGCGGUGACCCCGACCUGUCACUGCCCGGAGGCCACACGCCGCUCACCUUCCUGGUACGGAACGCCACCGCGGGGAACUGGGAGGCCGUGGCGCGCCUGCUGCUGGAGGCGGGGGCGUCGUUGCAAGCGCGCGACCCUCAGGGCACGCCGCUGCUGACCAUGCUGAUCAGGGCCAGCAGCCCUGACCUGGUGCGCCUGGCCCUGGACCGCGGCGCCGAAGUGAACGUGCGCGGCGCCGACGGGGACACGCCGCUGCUGGCCGCCGUGCACUACCGCCAGGUGGAGGCGCUCAAACUGCUGCUGGAGCGCGGCGCCGACCCCAGCGCGACCUCCCGGGACGGCAACUCGGCGCUCAUGUGGGCGGCGGGGUGCAGCAACGGCAUGGGCAUGCAGCGCUCCCUGACCUGCGUCCGCGCCCUGCUGGCCCGCGGCGCUGACCCCAACUUUAGGAACCCGCGGGGCUACACGCCGCUCAUGGCCGCCUCCGUCAUCAGGGAGCGCGGCGCCGUGCGGGCCCUGCUGGAGGCGGGGGCGCUGCCGGACACGCGCGACGCCCAGGGCAAGACGGCCCUCAUGAAGGCCGCGAGGGCGGACGCGGUGGGCGUGAUGGAUGUCCUGCUAGCGGGCGGCGCCGACGUAAACGCCUGCAACGCCUCGGGCUGCACGCCGCUCAUGAACGCCUCGUCCCUGGAGGCCGUGAUGCUGCUGCUGCAGCGCGGCGCGCGGCCUGACGCGGCGGCGCAGGACGGCACGACGGCCUUGCACCUGCAGGCGGUGGCGGGGCGGCCCGAGCAGGUGCAGCUGCUGCUGGAGUACGGCGCCAAGCUGGAGGCGCGGGACGGCCAGGGCAACACGGCGCUGCAGGCGGCGGUGCGGUGCCGGAGCCACGCUGCGGCGGGGCUGCUGCUGGGGGCGGGCGCCGCGGCCGACACGGCCAACACCGUAGGUGCCGCGGCGGUGCACGAGUCGGUGCUGGCCUGGGACUACUUCAGCACGCUGGACGUGUUCCCGGCGCUCAACACGCCCGCCCUGCGCUCCGAGCUGGUGCACUACCUGGCCGAGGCGCCCCGGGAGCACAUGCUGGCGGCGCUGCUGGCAGGGGGCGGCGACCCAGGGGUGGCGGGGCAGGGGGGGGUGACGCCCCUCAUGCUGGCCGCCGCGGCGGGGCAGGAGGGCCUGGCGCGGUUGCUGCUGCAGGCCGGGGCGGCCGUGGACGACGGCGACGCCGCGGGCCGCACGGCGCUGGCCUACGCGUGCCGCUUCGGCCACGCGGGGCUGGUGGGGCUGCUGCUGACGCGGGACUGCCCCGCCAACACCCUCGACGCCCACGGCAACCUGCCCGUCUUCUACGCCGCCCGCCCCGCCAACAUGGACAUCCUCCUGGCCCUCAUGCUGCCCCUCGCCUUCUUCAUGUGUACCCGCCCCGCCUCCUGACGCCUAGCCCCCCCACUACAGGCACUGUGACCCGCCCCGCCCCGCCCUGCGCAGAGCCCCGCGCCGCUGAGACACUCACCCCCCGCCCCCCGCUGUCAGGGAGGCGGCGAGGCCACGCAGGGGCCGCGUGUGAUAGACAACAGGCUGGACUGUGAUGUACUGACAGUGAUGAUGAUGAUGACGAUGAUGAUGAAAGUAUUAACAACAACAACAACAACAACAACAACAACAACAACACAAGACACGUGAUCACCGGGUA